Molecule: messenger RNA, 4039 nt
Organism: Ciona intestinalis (vase tunicate)
Lineage: Eukaryota; Metazoa; Chordata; Ascidiacea; Phlebobranchia; Cionidae
Source: RefSeq, a predicted model, not a curated record
AGUUAUAUAUAGUGAGUAUAAACGUGUAGCAGGUUUUGUAUGUUAUUCAUAAAAUAAUUAUAAUUCUUUGACCAAAAAAACACUGCCAUGGCUUCUGAUCGACUGCCUGUUGUAUCGUUGAACGAAAGCUCUCUUCGGCGUUUGCAGCAAAAACUUCAAAAAAUGAAAGAAAGUGAAAAAUUAGACGAAGCAAUAACACCAAGCCCGACAACAGACAAAAAGCCAAGACAAAGGAAACCAACAAGAUCGCCAAAAUAUGAAGUUUAUAAACCCGGUGUAACUCGAUUGUCGAAUCGUAGAGAAAAUCCAAGCACAGAAAACGCUCAGAGCUUCCACAAAACCCAAAAAGAUCUGAAAUCAGCUGGACGAGAAGUAUCUGCAUCUGGAGACAAAAAGAAAGUGAAUGAGGAUAGAAAACCAACCUCCGAUCGCAGGAGAAGAAGAGAAGGAAAAAGGAGAGACGCGAACCACAGAAGCAGGAAGAGUCCGGAGGAAAACAGUGAUGAGUCAUCUGACAUGGAGGAAGGAUACCUUGCUCGUCAUCAUCGUAGGAUGGGAAACACUCGUCAUCUGAGCUCAACUUCUAAUGAUGGAGCUGGUGAGAAAACAGAUGAGUUAGAAUGGGAUAAUUACAAUCAUAGUCGGUUGUUUGAACCUUGGAGUGAAAUGGACCAACAGUGUGAUGAUCAGCAACAACAUGAGCCACAUACUGAAACGACAGGAGAGAUCUUUGUGGAAGAAAAACCAAAACCGCAAAAUCGGAAACAGGAUAAGAAAAGAAAAAGUCGCAAAUCUGUCGAGUUACGUGAAAAACCAACCAACAAAGUUCCUCAUUCAGGUCGUCCAUGUUAUAUGGAUGACCCGGUAUCAAUAAGCAAUGAAGAGGAAGAGGAUGGAACAUCCGCAUCCAACACUGAGAAUGAAACAUCCAGGCAACAGUUGAAUCAAAAGAAGAAACUAUACAACCCCAGUAACCCUGAUACUCCAAUACUGGUCAAAUCAAAUCGAAGGGGUUGUGUUAAAGUGGAUAAAAUGAAUGAAAAUAUUCCAGUUUACAAUCAGGAAUAUUUUUCAAGUCCCCGUUUUCCCGCUCCAAACCCUCGUAACUUACCACUGGAUGGCAGAAGACAAAGAACCCUCUAUGAUGCAACAACCAACACUAAUCAAGUUUACGUACCACCUACUCGACCAUCUAACUACUUUAUGCCAUCACCUGUUCCACCGGAGGCAUGGAAGAGCAAUGAUAAGUACGCUUAUGAGAUGGAACAAAGGAAACAACAACAACAACAGAAAGAACAAGAAGAAGCGCUGAUUGCUGAUCACAUGACCAACAUCCGUCGUCAGUCAUGCGUGACCAUGCUUGCUGAAGCAGAAAAGCAUGAAACAGCGAUAAGUUCAUUGUUAUCGAAUAGUGACUUCACAAUGAAGAAUUUUACCGAGAUACUUCGAAAGUCAAGGAAUAAGUUAAAGCAAAUUUAUGAGAGUCUUAUUCUCACUGACAUUGAAACAGCAUCAAAACAUAAUGUGGAGCAAACACUCUGGAAGAAUGUCUUUCAUCAGGUUAUUGAAAAACUUCGAGAACAAAUUGCUUCGUGUACUGAAGAUGAGAAAACUGAACUGAAAGAUCUUUUAAUACUUAUCCUUGACCAGGCAGUUGCUUUCUAUGAAAACUUGGUGUCUGGACUGCAACAAACUUAUCGCUUCAGUAUAAAGGAGAUGUUGCGUAAUCCGACUGUGGCUCGCUCUGUACACAAGCAAGCUGGGAAAAGGACAAAGUUUGCGAUCAUGAGCGUACAAAGAUCAUUGAUAUGUCUUGGUGACAUCACAAGGUACAAGGAGAAUGCUAAUGAUUCAAACAACUUUGGAAGGGCAAGGAAUUGGUACAUGCAAGCCAGAGCAUUGGAACCUCGUAACGGCCGUCCAUACAACCAACUGGCAAUCUUGGCAGUUCGUACGCGGCGAAAACUCGACGCUGUGUAUUACUAUGCACGUAGUUUAGCUACCAUUGGCAACCCUAUUCUCACUGCAAGGGAAAGUCUAAUUGCUCUGUUUGAUGAUGCAAGGAGAAAGCUUGAAUAUACUCGAAGAAAAGAAGGUUCAAAGAAUCAAAAAACAACAGUUUCUGAUCAAGAAAAUAAAGCAACUAAAUCGAAAGGAAACAAUCCCAUGCAGAUUUGGUGCAAACCUGGCUCCCACCAUCCACAAGAGUCAUCUGCAUCAUCUAAAACAUCAGCAACAUCCAAAGAGUCAGCAGAUCUUACUCCUGAUAUUGAAAAACUCUCUUUGUCUUCCUUGACUCCAUCUGAGAUCAUGAAGCAGUUUAGCCUCAUGUUCAUUAACAUUCACGGAAAACUUUUCACGAGAGUUGGUUUUGAAUCUUUUCAUGAAUUAAAGCAAAAAGUUCUUCAUCUGUUUCAACAGGCGCUACAGUGUCGUCCACCGCUUAUAAACAGUCAGACCUUACAACAUGUGAUGGCAAUCAAUUACUUUAGUGUGUUUGACCAACAGCAGAAACACCACAAUGAAAAUUCUAGCAGCAUGAUGUGUGCUGUGCAAAUCACCCUUGACAUGGUUGCUAUAAUAACCAAAGAGGUCACGACCUGUCUCACCUCCAUGACCUUUGACCCUGAACUUGGGUUUGUUCCGUCGUCAUGUAAAGAACUUAGUGUGAUUCUUCCUUCUUUCAAACUCUGCUGUGAUUGGUUGUUUUCAAACCGAGAUAUCUGGUACCCUCAACCACCUAUAGUGGAUGACAGGUCGAUUGAUUUAUGGAACAAUCUUGCUGCGUUAUGUGAUUGGUUAUGCAGUGACGACAAACAAUUUUCCGUUCGAACUUUUAUGGACAACCAUCAUGACUUAGUGGAGGUGAGUCUCGCGGAGGAUUUUGAAAUGUCGGGGUUUUCUCCGCUCGUAAACUCGGAGAGCGAAACAAGGUUCGUGAUGAACAAUGAAGCGGGAGGGAGUGAUGUUGAGGAUUGUGUUCGGCUUAAUCUCAUCCGAGACUUCCUGGAGUACCUCUGUGGGAUGGAGGAGCCACUGCUUGCUUUUAAACAAGGAAGAUAUGUGGCAUUGGUGGAAUCAAAACCUGUUGAAUGUAUUGUAAAUGAUGAUGGUUAUAAUCAAGACAUGAUUGAAGCUGAUCUUCAGGACGUAGAUGCAAGUUACGAGGAGGAGCAGCCGGACUCUGAAAAUGAGUUUUCCGAACUGAAGGCUUAUCGAGAUUCACUCCAGAGGACCCGCGAUGUUCAUGAGAAGAGAAGGAACCAAAUCCAGGCAUCACUGGAUGCAGCGGGAUCAAAGAACAAGAAGAUGUACGUGACUCCAAAGAGCUUGAUCCCAGAUACGAAUUGUUUCAUUGAUCAUCUUGAUAUGAUAAGUGAUCUCAUGGAACACGGGCAAUUUAUUGUGUGCGUAUGUCUUGUAGUGUUGACCGAAUUAGAAGGACUGGCACAAGAAAGUAAAGGCAACACUGAACACAACCGACGUGUUCAUGCGAAUGCUGCCGCAUCUCUUCGUUUCAUACAAGAGAAAUUUACAUCAAGACACGUUGCUUUGCGUGCUCUUACUAACCAAGGUUCUGCGCUCGAUACGAUCUCAUUCAGGAGCCAAGACCAUUACAGUGACAAGGGCACGAAUGAUGAUUUAAUUCUCAUGUGUUGUGAAAAAUAUGAAGAAAAAACGAAAAAAAACAACUCGUGCUCCACAGUUUUGCUCACUGAUGACCGUAAUCUAAGAGUAAAAUCGCUGACGCGUAACAUGCCAACAAAAUCUAUUCCUGAGUUCUGCAAAUGGUUAUUUGCAGUUUAACACCAGCAAUAAUUUUACUUGUUUCUUUCACAAUGUUUUGCUGAUAUUAUUUCUUUUCUAUUCUGCAACUGUGUUUUUAUUCGAGCAUUAUUUUUUAAACGAUACUGUCCAAAACAUUUCUUUCUAUCUGUAUCUUUUUCCAACUGGAAAAAGAAAAAAAGUUUUACUGUUUUCGAUCUACGGCUACUGUCCUCCAAUUUUUACAGCUUAAUAAAAUUUAAAAAAUACAACA